AUGCUCAGAGAUGAUCUGCAACAUCAGGAAAGCGAACGGGAAGCAGCCAGGAAAGGAAUGGUUCGUUUAUUCGUUACGUUUAUCUCAUCACCCGGAGCAGUGAAUUGCUCAUACGCUGGAUUGAUUGAUUGUAUAUCGAGUCAUUUUCAUCCUUAUCGCAAAAGUCACGCAGAUGAUUCACGUGCCAGAGCAGCUGUGUUGGCAAAGAAGGAUGCCGUGAAAUUAUCAUUGAUGCGACGAGCGGGCAAUGAAUUGAAACACUACUAUCAUGGAUUUCGUUUAUUGGCGUUGGAAACACGAUUGAGUGCGAAAUAUUUGUGGAGACUGGCAAGGGGACAUUCAUUAAUGCGUAAAGAGAGGCAACAGUUGAUCAGAACUGUAUCGGAUUUAUUCCGUUUGGUGCCAUUCUCGAUAUUCAUCAUCGUACCAUUUCUGGAAUUCACCUUGCCAAUCUUCUUAAAAUUAUUCCCAAAUAUGCUACCAAGCACAUUCCAAGAGGAAUCCAAAGAGGAAAUAGCACUGGAAGGAGGUGUUGAUAAUUUGUCUAUGGCUGAAUUGCAAACGGCGUGCAGAGCUCGUGGAAUGCGUUCCUUUGGAGUGAGUGAACAUCGUCUUAAAGAUCAGUUGAAACAAUGGUUAGAAUUAUCCUUGAACGAUAAGGUGCCACCGUCGUUGUUACUUCUUUCGAGAUCAAUUUACCUUCCUGAGGAUAUCUCAUUCACGGAUCGUCUUAAGGCUCUGCUCUCCAGUCUCCCUGAAGGAAUUGCGGAACAAACGCGUCAGAAGCUAACUGAAUUAGAAGGUGAUAAGGUUGACUAUAAAGAACGUUUGAAUCUGAUAAAAGCCAUCGAGAAGGGUAUUCAAGAGGAGAGGAAAACGGUCGCAGAGGCAAAGAAGGCUGCUGAAGAAAAGAAGAAGAUGGAAGAGGAACUGGAAAAGGAGAAAGCGAAACUGGCCAUCGAGCAAGCCGCGGCUGCAGCAUCUACAUCGGAAGCUUCUGCUGAAAUGGUUUCAGAGAAACCUAUUUUGGAGAAAGGAGCCGAAGUGCUGGCUGAUGAAGUGAGCGCUGAGACGAAGCCUGUGCCACCUUCUAUCGCUCUGAAAGAAAGUUUAGCCGCAGAAGCAUUACUCACUGUUGGUGUUGCAUCGAAACAUGUGGCUGAAAAAGUUGCACAAGCUACGGCCGUUGAUCAGAAAGAUCUGAAGAAGAUUGAGGACGUAAUUCACGGUAGCGUGGUGUCGGAAGUGAAGCACGAUGUUAUUGAACUGAAGGAGAAACUCACCGAGCUCAACGAGGAUCUUCUCGAGGUGGAUGUUCUGAAGAAGGAUCUGGGUGAAUCGAAAGGCGCGAAACGAUUGCGUCAGAGUCUUGGCACAAUUUUGAACAAAGUUGAAGCUCUUGUCGAAAAGUUGGAGGAGAAACGUCGUACGAUUGAUGAGACAGUUGCAGAUCCCGCUAUUGCGAAUGCUGCCACUACGAAGAAAGUGACGCUGAUGCGUGUUGAUGACAUAUUGGAUAAGUUGCGAUCACUCGUUAAAUUACCUGAUGAUCAAAAAGCAAUUGAAAAGGUUCGUUUUUUACUUUUACUCGUCACAAUUAUCCACUCAACUUAUGGUCAUAUCACGCAUCAAUUCUUCGAUGGAAAGUCAAAGUUAAAUUCAAAAAUGAGAAAUAUUUUGAUGAUAAUGUUGCGCGAUUCAUUAGCGAAUUGA
Messenger RNA from Anisakis simplex (herring worm), 1713 nucleotides. NCBI's taxonomy places the organism in Eukaryota, Metazoa, Nematoda, Chromadorea, Rhabditida, Anisakidae. The record is from the annotation of a GenBank genome assembly.